Molecule: messenger RNA, 1466 nt
Organism: Neurospora crassa OR74A
Lineage: Eukaryota; Fungi; Ascomycota; Sordariomycetes; Sordariales; Sordariaceae
Exons: 1
Coding region: 294-1325 (343 amino acids)
Source: RefSeq, a predicted model, not a curated record
UUCGAGACGCUUCGGGGACAGAGCGAGUGAGUGAUCUAGGAGAUGCUAAACGCUCUAAGCUUUACAAGGUCAUGAGGUCACCAUCAUCGAAACAUCUAUUUAGCUGCGUCACAACUCACUUCUCAGUCGAUCAUUUUCCCUCAUCAUCCCUCAGCACACCGCUUCUGUUCUUUCGACAAUCUACGCAACCAGGAGAACAGUAACUCUCGCUUGAACUUCACCUAUCUUACCAUCUUCAUAUCUUCAACACAACCCAACAUCGAGGGCAUCUUUCACGACCAGCUGAAGUCAUCAUGAAGUCCGCCACCCUCGCCCUCCUCCUUGCCGCCGCCGGCUCCAUUGAGGCCAUCACCGUCACCGUCCCCUCCGGUGUCACCCUCCCCACCGGCGUCACCUUACCCACCGGCGUCACCGUCGUGACCGCCACCCCAGCCGCCACCGCCAACGGCAAACGCUUCUUGUACGCCCUCGGCCGCGACAAGCGCCAGAUCGCCGGUCUGUCACUACUGACACAGAACGCGGCCGCUACGACCGCUGCCGCCGGCCAGGGUGCGAACAACAACGCCGCCGACGAUGGCGAUGACACCAAGGCUGAUGCCGACGAUGAUUCCAAGGCGGAUGAUGAUUCCAAGAAGGACGAUGAUUCGAAGGAUGAUGAUUCGAAGGAUGAUGAUUCGAAGAAGGAUGAUUCGAAGAAGGAUGAUGAUUCCAAGAAAGACGAUGAUUCGAAGGAUGAUUCGAAGAAGGAUGAUGAUUCGAAGAAGGAUGAUGACUCGAAGAAGGAUGAUGACUCGAAGAAGGAUGAUGACUCGAAGAAGGAUGAUGACUCGAAGAAGGAUGAUGAUUCGAAGAAGGAUGAUGAUUCCCAGAAGAAGGAGAACGAUUCUCACCAGAAGAAUGAUUCCCACCAGAAGGAGGAUGAUUCUCACCAGAACGAGGACGAUUCCCACCAACAGGAGGAUGAUUCUCACGAGAACGAGGAUGAUUCUCACGAGAACGAGGAUGAUUCUCACGAGAAGGAGGGUGAUUCUCACCAGAAGAAUGACUCCCAGAAGGAGGGUGAUUCCCACCAGAACGAGGAUGAUUCCCACCAGAACGAGGAUGAUUCCCACCAGAAGAAUGAUUCCCAGAAGGAGGAUAAUUCCCACCAGAACGAGGAUGAUUCCCACCAGAACGAGGAUGAUUCUCACCAGGAGGACAAUUCUCACCAGGAGGAGGACGAUUCUCACCAGAAGAAUGACGCUGGGAAGGGUGAUGCGAAGGAGAAGAAUGACGCUGGAAAGGGUGAUGCGAAGGAGAAAAAGUUCAGGUUUAAGCGGGAGUAAGUGGGCAUGUACUCACUUGUACUGUGGGUUAUCAGUCGUCUAGAUGGAUCUGAAGAAUGGCUGAAGUGACAACGGGGAGGAGCUGGUUCAAGUCACUGGUAUCUGGAGUGGUUUGAUUGACAUCGGAUGGUUUAAAAAGAA